This is a messenger RNA of Emiliania huxleyi CCMP1516, 1209 nucleotides long. RefSeq lists its product as hypothetical. Bases 1 to 1209 code for a protein of 402 amino acids. Lineage: Eukaryota; Haptophyta; Isochrysidales; Noelaerhabdaceae. The record is from RefSeq and is a predicted model, not a curated record. The transcript has a single exon.
AUGAGGACGGUGGGGGCGCAGAAUGAUGCUCGCAAGCAGCACAGCUGCUCCGCCGCCCUCCGCCUUGCGCUGCGCGCCACGCGUUUGCGCGCACGAGUCAGGAGCGUCGCUGCAUUGGCUGCAUUGGCUGCAUUGACUGCAUUGGCUGCAUUGGCUGCACGAACCACGCUGAACGAUCAAGUGCAAGAUCCCGACCCACGGGGUCUGGUGGCGUGGAUCUCAUUCGGCAAGGUUGGCUCGUCGACGAUGAGGGUGCUCCUCAAGAGGCGGGCAGUGCGCCAUGGCUGGCAGGACUUCGUCCCAGGCGUAGGGUGGGUCGGCCGUGAGUUUGCGAUGAGCCCGAACGACAACCUCAUCUGCCACGCCAAGGGAUCACGUCUUGCACAAGGGAUGGACGAAACGUCGGUUGCAAAGCUCGCGCCCCCUCCAUGUGCCGACGCGCCCGACGGGUACGUCGUUCAGACAGAUUACGGAUACUGCGAGGCGGUCGCGCCACGCCCGUGCCGCUACCUCACGAUCCUCCGCGAGCCCAUCUCCCGCGUCGUCUCGGCGUACAACUACUUCUGUCUUAGCUGCGAGGAGGGCGGGAUGCAAUGCGUGAAGAACGAGUCCAACCGUGCGGCCGCGGCCGCGAGCAACGCUAUGCUGCCGCUCGAUGCACACGGCCUGCCGCUAGCCAUGCCGCAGGCCGCCUGCCCUCACAUGUCGAUAGUCGAAUACGCGCUGUGGAGUGGGGAUAACUACUACGUCCGGCGGCUCGCGUGUGCAAAGGCGGGCGCAUGUAAUGCAGUGCACGAGGAGGGGCGGCAUGCGAUGGGCGCGGCCGAUCUGGAGGUCGCCGUACGGCGGCUUGAGCAGCCAGAGAUGCUUGUGGUCUUUACAGAGGAGCUCUCAACCCUGGCCAUCAGCGCGAUCGAGACCUACCUCGACGACGAGCUGCCACUGACGGCCAACUCCAACGUGCACGCGCACCGCUUCACCCCGAAUGCGACGGAGCUGCAGCAGCUAGGGAGCAUGCGCGUCCUUGGCUUCGACGUCAAGCUCUACCGCACACUCUGGGCGCGCGAGCACGGCAGCCCAGAGGGCACGUCGACGUCGGUGAGCCCAGAGGCUGUGGGCCGGCGAUUGAUGGCGUCGGAGGAGGUGCAACGCGGGGAGGCGCGCGUGCGGCUCAUGUGGCCCGCGGACGGCUUUGUAUUGCGCCUGUAA